Talaromyces atroroseus is the source of this 1539-nucleotide messenger RNA. RefSeq lists its product as hypothetical. Bases 1 to 1539 code for a protein of 512 amino acids. NCBI's taxonomy places the organism in Eukaryota, Fungi, Ascomycota, Eurotiomycetes, Eurotiales, Trichocomaceae. The record is from RefSeq and is a predicted model, not a curated record. The transcript has a single exon.
AUGGCACACGCAUCCUCAUUCUCAGCCGAUCUUGACAAGCUAAUUUUCCAGCCUGCGGAAGUCGAUAUCGACGCGGAGUGUCUCAAGAACAUAUACAAAUCAGACCAUGCGUAUGUCAACAAACUUGUGGAAAAUAUAUUGUCCCAUGUUGAGCGAAGAAGAGCUCGACUGGAAGGCAUCCGCCGAUCCUCCACAAGACGAAAAUUAGGGACAAAUAUCCAGAAGCUUGCAACUGCGACACAAGACUUUGUUCAAGAUUUUUCCGGAAUCUUCGAAAUCAUCAAAGGAAUAGAUUCACGAGUUGGUUCCAUAGCUUACGGUACCUUCAGCUUGCUUCUUACGGUUGCGAAAAACAAGCAACAGCAUGAAGAUGUGAUCACCAGUGCUUUGGAAGAUCUCGGCCGGUGGUUGUCCAGAUUACGAGCGAUCGAAAGGUCCGAAUAUGAUAAUGAUGCAAUUCUUCAAUUCGUUCUGGAGAUAUAUAUCAAAGUGAUAGAUUUUGGCAGAGAUGCAGUACUAUAUUACGGCUCGUCAUCUUCGAAGAGAGUUUUUCAAGCCGUGGCUCGACCCGCCCAAUCUGCAUCACAGAAGCAGGCGGCAGAAAUCAGAUCCCUUAUUGCAGAUCUGAUGCAAGAGCUACUUAUUAUCCAGCAUGAUUACAUUAGAACAAUCAAAAGUCACUUGGAAAGGGAACAACAGGAAGAACACCAGCGAUGUGUCGACAAUCUUGAAAGACUGUUUGGUGUUUCGUCGGAUCUCUGUGCCAAAAACAUGAUCCAGGAGAGCAAUCGCAGGUUCGAGGGCAUGUUUAGCAAGGGCAAGCCCAAAGCAGGCUUCGCGAGGAAAGCGCCACAACUUGAGCAGAUAAGCCUUGAUGCACUUGCUGAGCGAUCCGAGUAUAGGUCAUGGAUGGCCAAUUCCUCUUCAUGCCUGCUACUCCUUGAAGGAGAGAACUACGAUGCGUAUGAUACCAGCCCACGGCUGUGCUGGCUCUCUCCGGUUGCUGUUCAGUUCUACCAGCAUUUUGAUGAGCUCAAGAACUGCUAUAUACUAUACCACUUUAUUGACGAAGGUGCUCGAGGGAUCGAAGGUUCGGAGACUGGGAUAAACAUGAUGCUGAAAAGUAUAGUGUUGCAGCUAUUGAGAGAAAACCGCGGCGUUUGCAAGAAACUGUUUGACAGAAUACAACACCUUUCUACCCUACCAGCGGCAGAGCAGGAAAACUUGUUUGAAAUUUUGUACCAUGUUCUACGCACUUUCAGCCAGGAAAAGACGAUCUACAUAGCAGUCUCAGGUGUCGAAAAUAUGUUCAGCAAUCCACCGACAAGACUUUUUGGCAGGUUAUUAAAACUGAUCAGAUCGUCUGAUGUCCUCGUCACUGUGAAGGUUUUAGUGAUUUGUCGAUCAGGUUAUUGGCCAAAUGCCGGCUCCAAAGAUAGGUCAGAUCUGCAGCGAGCCCUGGCGAUAGGCGGACAUGAGGAGCUGCUGCUGGCUGUAUUUGUUGCCUUCGGUUGGAAACAGAGGUCUCUGGGUAAUUGA